Messenger RNA from Osmerus eperlanus (European smelt), 1848 nucleotides. RefSeq lists its product as uncharacterized. The coding region runs from base 1 to 1404 and encodes 467 amino acids. The transcript has 3 exons. The record is from RefSeq and is a predicted model, not a curated record. Lineage: Eukaryota; Metazoa; Chordata; Actinopteri; Osmeriformes; Osmeridae.
AUGAACCCCAUGCCCCUGCUUCCUUUGAGACACUCGUGUAGACAUGAGAAGGCUGUAUCCAGGAUCAUGUCCAUUCAGACACCCUCAGAGUCUGACCCGACGGACGAUGACUGCCUACCGAAGAGAGCGGGGACACGCGGGAGCCUUCCUCUUGAGGCAGAGGAAGAUAUUGGGGACAGGUUCAGCAUGAGCUCAGUGAGCCCCUGCCCAAAGCAGGAGCCUUCCCUGGGCAGGCUCACCUCAGGCAGCCCCUCUGGAGAGGAGAGCAAGCCGUGUGUGCUGAGCCUCCCCCAGGACAGCCUCAGUAACAUGGUCCUUCACAGCUCACCAACACUGGAGUCCAUCAAAGAGCUGGACGAAGGUGAGGAGCUGAGCUCUGGACGACGCAGCCCCGGAGAUGGAGAGGUGAGGGCCAAAGGCAGGGAUGCAAACAGUGACUUACCUGACUUUGACCUUGGGGAGAGAAACUUUGCGGCACCGGACAACCCAGAUUCUAGAGAUGGGGAACUGCAUGGACCCGUCUUUGUACAAACGGCAGAGACAGCACAGACAUCUGUGAAUGUCCUGAAUUUGAAUGAGGAUGCUCUUACAGAUGUUACCAGUUUAAACAGGGACUUGUCUGAGGAUAGGUGUCCUUUAGAGUGUAACUACAAAAAGGAGGAGAAAUCCCAGGAAGUAAGUUCUCCAAAUGUUUGGGGGUUUCAACCAGGGCUGGUCAACCGCAACACAACAGAACCCAGUGAUCACACUGAAACUCCUGAUGCAUUGGACCACGAUGCCCUGCGGUCAUCUUUUGUGUCACUCCCAAAGGAACAUGACCUCGGAGCAAAGCCUGAAGAUCAGAGGGACCUCAUUUCUGUAUGUUCUGAGACUGUGGUGAAAGACACGAGAAACAGAGAGGAAGGACAUCUUCUAUUUCUGUUGACAAGAUCAGGCAAAAAUACAGAUGAGAAUCAAACUCAAAUAGUUGCAGAUGCAGGAGCAGACACAUCAAAAGAUUCCCUGAUUGAGGUCCUGACUGCAUGCAAGUCUAAAGUGGAGCAGCUUGAGCUUCUAGAGCAAUCAUCCCGCGAGCUCACCGCUCAGCUCCAGUCGGCCCAGGCCUUGGCGGUGGGCCUUCAGUGCAGGGUGAAGUGGCUAGAGCAGGGGCACAGUCUGAAGCGGAGGGAGGUGGAGGAGCUGCUGGUAGAGCUGAAGAGGGCCAGAGAAGCUCUGGAGGAGAAGAGCUCCGAGAUGGACAGAGCCUCUGCCCAGAUCCAGCUGCUGCAGCUCCGGCUGGGGGAGCAACAGCAUGAUUUUGCUGCAGGGGUCUCAGGUGUUCAUGCUAAUGGACAUACCAACACGGGCGCUUCACAGCCGCCCAGGCAAAACAGUCCUGACUCCAGGGUGUGCCGUUUAUUGUAACUUUUCUUGAAAGUAUUGUUGCUUUUUUUAUUUAUUCAAAUGUAGCAUGCAUUGAGUAAGUCCCUUGUUAUUCCUCUGUUUUCAUUAAAAUUGAAUGAGGGAAGAUUGGUCUAUGUCUGAGAAAGGUCUUGUAAUAUGAAUCUAGCUAUGCAUGGGGUCUUUUACUUUCAACACUUUCUCUGGUUAGCUGUCUAGGCACAAUGAGCCCCUGGGGAAUGAAUAAUUCAACAUGUUAGAGCAAGUUACAAAGACAGGUCAAGUAUGUGUCUCUGUGUGUGUUUUCAAGUGUGUGCGUUUGUGCAUGGUAGUGUUUUUCUGCCUUACGAAGUUGCAUUGCAAUUUAAAAGACUUCACAAAUGAAAUAAAGUCUGACUGUUUUAGGGUUGAGCAUCCCAAGAAGGUUGAUGAUGAUCUACAAGGAUAAUCGAAUAACAUUUUGUCGUA